This is a messenger RNA of Saccharomyces eubayanus, 1518 nucleotides long. RefSeq names its product ATP-dependent RNA helicase HAS1 (gene HAS1). Gene Ontology annotation, cellular component: nucleolus. The transcript has a single exon. The record is from RefSeq and is a predicted model, not a curated record. Gene Ontology annotation, molecular function: ATP binding; nucleic acid binding; RNA helicase activity. NCBI's taxonomy places the organism in Eukaryota, Fungi, Ascomycota, Saccharomycetes, Saccharomycetales, Saccharomycetaceae. Gene Ontology annotation, biological process: maturation of LSU-rRNA from tricistronic rRNA transcript (SSU-rRNA, 5.8S rRNA, LSU-rRNA). The coding region runs from base 1 to 1518 and encodes 505 amino acids.
AUGGUUACCCCUUCCAAGAAGCGUUCUAGAGAUUCCGAAUCUCCAGAAGAACCUGUAGUAGAUGAGAUUGAAAGCAUAAAGAAAAAUGAAGCCACAAGUGAAGCAGACCAGACAACUUAUGUGGAAACUUUCGCAGAACUGAAUCUAUCCGAGCCAACUUUGAAAGCCAUUGAAAAAAUGGGGUUCACCACUAUGACCUCUGUUCAAUCCAGAACCAUCCCACCUCUUUUGGCUGGUAGAGAUGUUCUUGGGGCUGCUAAGACAGGUUCCGGUAAGACACUGGCCUUUCUUAUCCCCGCCAUUGAACUAUUACAUUCUUUGAAGUUCAAACCAAGAAACGGUACCGGUAUUAUUGUCAUUACCCCUACAAGAGAGUUGGCUUUGCAAAUUUUCGGUGUGGCAAGAGAGUUGAUGGAGUUCCAUUCUCAAACGUUCGGUAUUGUCAUCGGUGGUGCUAAUAGAAGACAGGAAGCCGAAAAAUUGAUGAAGGGUGUUAACAUGUUGAUUGCUACACCUGGCAGACUGUUGGAUCAUUUACAAAAUACAAAGGGUUUCGUGUUUAAGAAUUUGAAAGCUUUGAUUAUCGAUGAAGCUGACAGAAUCCUAGAAAUCGGGUUCGAAGAUGAAAUGAGACAGAUCAUUAAGAUCCUACCAAACGAAGACAGACAAUCUAUGCUAUUCUCUGCCACACAAACAACCAAAGUGGAGGAUUUGGCUAGAAUCUCCUUGAGACCAGGCCCUCUUUUCAUCAACGUUGUUCCUGAAACAGACAACUCCACCGCAGAUGGAUUGGAACAAGGCUACGUAGUGUGUGACAGUGACAAUAGAUUUUUGCUAUUAUUCUCCUUUUUGAAACGAAACCAAAAAAAGAAAAUUAUUGUUUUCUUAUCAUCGUGUAACUCUGUGAAGUACUACGCUGAAUUAUUAAACUAUAUCGAUUUGCCUGUUCUUGAACUACAUGGUAAGCAAAAGCAACAGAAGAGAACAAACACAUUCUUCGAAUUCUGUAAUGCAGAAAGAGGUAUCUUAAUCUGUACAGAUGUUGCAGCCAGAGGUCUAGAUAUCCCUGCUGUGGAUUGGAUCGUCCAAUUUGAUCCUCCUGAUGAUCCAAGAGAUUAUAUUCAUAGAGUAGGAAGAACCGCAAGAGGCACCAAGGGUAAGGGUAAAUCUUUAAUGUUCUUGACUCCUAAUGAGUUAGGGUUCUUGAGAUAUCUAAAGGCUUCCAAGGUCCCAUUGAAUGAGUACGAAUUCCCCACAAAUAAAAUUGCCAACGUUCAAUCGCAAUUAGAAAAAUUAAUUAAAUCCAAUUAUUAUCUACAUCAAACAGCUAAAGAUGGUUAUAGAUCGUAUUUACAAGCAUACGCUUCACAUUCUCUGAAAACUGUUUAUCAAAUCGAUAAGUUGGAUUUGGCUAAAGUAGCAAAGUCGUAUGGUUUCCCAGUUCCUCCAAAAGUUAACAUUACUAUUGGUGCCAGUGGAAAAACUCCAACGACCAAAAGACGUAAGGCUCACAAGUAA